Molecule: messenger RNA, 729 nt
Organism: Aspergillus ibericus CBS 121593
Lineage: Eukaryota; Fungi; Ascomycota; Eurotiomycetes; Eurotiales; Aspergillaceae
Product: transcription elongation factor 1 family protein
Exons: 4
Coding region: 108-488 (126 amino acids)
Biological process (GO): transcription elongation by RNA polymerase II
Cellular component (GO): transcription elongation factor complex
Molecular function (GO): RNA polymerase II complex binding
Source: RefSeq, a predicted model, not a curated record
CUCUGUCAUUGAAUCGAUAGGCUCGUGACGCGCACGGGUGAUAAACGUUUAACGGCCUCGAAUAAUCGACCUUAGUCACAGGCCAGGCUACUAAGUCAAUCUGAAGCAUGGGUAAGCGGAAGAAGUCCAGCAGGCAGCCAGCGCAACCCAAAAAGAAAGAACCGUUGCCUACAACAUUUGCUUGCCUUUUCUGCAACCACGAAAAUUCCAUCGUCGUGAAACUGGACAAGAAGCUUGGUUUAGGGAAUUUGUCUUGCAAAGUGUGUGGACAAAGAUUCCAAACGGGCAUAAAUUAUCUCUCUGCUGCUGUUGAUGUAUACUCGGAUUGGGUGGAUGCUUGUGACGCCGUUGCCAAGGAUACUGUUACCAAGUAUGAGGAGAGUGAUGCCCGUGUCAGACGCUCAAAUGACUUUGCUACGUCUCCCAGCACUCGAGAUAUUGGAUUCGAGGAUGCGGAACACGUCGACGCAUAUGCUGAUAAUUACUGACUCUAUGCUUAGAGUAUACCGCAACGUACAAAAUGAAGGCCCAAAGAAAUUCCCGCGUCAUGAUAUCUAGUGGAAAAUACUAUACUUUAAAUGCUGUGUGAAUGAAAUCCAUCACUAACAUUGCUGAGAUAGAAGCCUGUAAUUCAUUGGAUCCAAAUCACGGAGAGUAUUUUAUGAUUGGGAGCACCUGUUUGUUGGCUAAAGAGUAUAAUAUCGAUCGCCGAAAUCCCCAAGCCCUGGG